Molecule: messenger RNA, 3598 nt
Organism: Bactrocera oleae (olive fruit fly)
Lineage: Eukaryota; Metazoa; Arthropoda; Insecta; Diptera; Tephritidae
Gene: pins
Product: G-protein-signaling modulator pins
Biological process (GO): establishment of mitotic spindle orientation
Cellular component (GO): cell cortex
Molecular function (GO): GDP-dissociation inhibitor activity; G-protein alpha-subunit binding
Source: RefSeq, a predicted model, not a curated record
UAAUAAUAGUAAAUAUAACAACGCAAUCAGGACACAUAUUUUUAGCAAACGUUAAUGAUAAUAAUUUAAUAUAUAUUUACCUUACUAUAAAUUGCAUAAUAACUACCUUCGAAGCAUUACAUUUUCUAAUUUUCCUCGCUUUGUGUGACAAUUCAGACUGAAACAACUAAGGAUAGAACAUAAAGGGUUUCUCUCUAAUAAAAAUGGCGAAUGUUACUUGCCAAAGCGUAGAAAGAUGACAGUUGUCCAAUAUUUUGCUUAGCUUCGUGCCGAUUACUUUUUAUAUGAACGUAUUUAUACAAAGACGUACAUCGAACUUGCCUGUCAAAACAUAUGUCUGAAACGAAGCGAAGCAAAGUUCUAUGGGAAUUGGCCAAAAAAGUUUUGAAACUUUAAAUACAACCCUGAAAGUUCACCACAAAUCCUUAGCUUUAUACACCAUAAGCCAUGAAUAAUUUCUUUGUAAAUUUUCAAUUGUAGUGAUAUAAAAAGCAAAGGCAAAAAACUAAUUACAUAUAUUCCACAAAAUUAAAUACUGUCCCAUUGAAUUGUUGUGAUCUACAUAAAAUAAUGAUAAGAACAAACUUCUUAGAAUAGAUUUUAUUAAAGAAUACUUUAGCUGUGCAAACUAAAUCCCAAGGUGAAGAAAGCUGCAACGACGGGUCAUGUCCUCUUUAUCGGCCUCUGCAGAAAAUGUAUCUAGCGCCGGAGCAGGCGGAGGUAUGGACCAAGGUGCAGGUGCAUCAGACGGAAGCUCCAGUAUGUGUCUGGAGUUAGCACUAGAGGGUGAACGGCUGUGCAAAUCUGGAGACUGCCGUUCAGGUGUGGCAUUCUUUCAAGCAGCUAUUCAAGCUGGCACAAAUGAUUUGCGCACUUUGUCCGCGAUUUAUUCUCAAUUGGGAAACGCGUACUUUUAUUUGGGAGACUAUACCAAAGCCAUGCAAUAUCAUAAACUUGAUCUCACAUUGGCUCGGACCAUGAAUGAUAAGUUGGGCGAGGCUAAGUCGUCGGGAAAUUUAGGAAACACUUUAAAAGUUAUGGGACGAUUUAAUGAAGCAGCUAUUUGUUGCGAUCGUCAUCUGACCUUAGCGCGACAACUUGGGGACAAACUAUCGGAAGGUCGUGCUCUUUAUAAUUUGGGAAACGUGUAUCAUGCAAAAGGAAAACAUAUGGGACAAGGUAAUCCUGGCGACUACGGAGAAGAUGUUCGCGAGGCGUUGAGUAAAGCGGUUGAGUUUUAUCAAGAAAAUUUAAAAUUGAUGAGAGAAUUGGGCGAUCGUAGUGCACAAGGUCGAGCUUGUGGAAACUUGGGCAAUACAUAUUACCUGCUUGGUAAUUUUCAAGCUGCUAUCGAACACCAUCAAGAAAGACUUUGCAUUGCACGAGAAUUUGGCGAUCGUUCUGCUGAACGUCGUGCUAAUAGUAAUUUGGGAAAUUCACAUAUUUUCCUGGGACAAUUUGAAGAAGCAGCGGGUCAUUAUAAAAGAACAUUAGCAUUGGCCAUCGAACUUGGAGAGCGCGAAGUUGAGGCACAAGCAUGCUAUAGUCUUGGAAAUACAUAUACUCUUUUACGGGAAUUCUCAACGGCCAUUGAUUACCAUCAUCGUCAUCUAUCCAUAGCACAAGAGCUGGGAGAUCGUGUUGGAGAAGCCCGUGCUUGUUGGUCUCUUGGUAAUGCACAUUCUGCUAUCGGAAACCAUGAAAAGGCUCUACUGUAUGCAGAAGCUCAUCUUAUACUAGCCGUUGAAUUACAAGAUCCUAUUGGAGAAAGUACAGCCAGAGUUAACAUAUCUGACUUGCGAAAAUUGCUUGGAUUACCUGAUUCACCAAUUGACUAUGAAGAACGUUCAAUUGCAUCAGAUGUUUCAGCCAUUAUUGAUCAACGUUCCGACAGUUCAGGCAGUACACAAAGUCGUAUGGUUCGUGUAAGGCGUCAAAGUAUGGAGCAAUUAGAUUUAAUUAAAAUUACUCCAGAUGGAAAACAUGCGAGUCAAAGUAAUAUAUUAGAUGAAAAACGCGUUCCAAAAGGAAUUGGCACAAAAAACAAGGCACAGGAUGAAGACUUUUUCGAUCUUUUAUCACGCUCGCAAUCAAAACGAAUGGAUGAUCAGCGUUGUUCAAUUAAAAUUGCUAGAAAUACCCCAAAUACAUCAACACUUUUGUCAGGUGGAGCAUCUUCGCUCACAUCUAGUUCAGGUGCCACGCGUAAGCCGUUAGCACAGCAAAACUCCAUAUCCAGCGGUAACGGUGGGGAUGGCAGUGUUGCAAUUAGUGUAAAGCCGUUUCACAAUGCGAAUGCCGCUUCUGGCACCAAUUCGGGACACAACCAUGGGCAUGGGCAGCUAGCACGUAGUGCUACAACUACUCAACAACCUGAUGAUGACUUUUUGGAAAUGUUGGUACGUUGUCAAGGCUCGCGAUUAGAAGAACAACGUUCUGAAUUACCACGAUCGAAUGUCACCAUGGACGUUGAGGCACCGACGCGUGCUAAUGCCGUAGCAGGUAGUCGCUCUGCAGGAGGAAGUAGUAGCGCUGGAGGCACUACCGUGCCUGAUGAGGACUUCUUCUCGUUGAUAAUGAAGGUACAGAGUGGCAGAAUGGAGGAUCAAAGGGCGGCAAUACCUGGGUUUGGUGGUUUUCCUCAACGUAAUGCAGGUAAUGGUGCGGCCGCAAGUGGUACCGUCGAGAAGAUUAAUAAUAACACUAUUAAUCAGAGCAAAAAGUAAAUGCUGUUAUACAUACAUAUGUAUGCAACAUGGUGGAAGUUAUACGUAAAGCAUAAUAUCAUCUGGAUUUUUUAUGCGUUAAUUUCUUACAUUUCUCUGUUUUUAUUAUAUAACAUAACACGAUAUUUUAUAAAAGUUUAGUUCCGGUAUCUCUUGAAGUAAGUUUUCAUGUUCAAGCCGUUAAAGCAUUUAAGGAGAAAUCACUUGCAAGCAGUCGAUACAAAGAUUGAUAUCUUUCAAGUAUUUUCAAGUAUGUUUGCGAGAACAUACAUUUAUACACGCAAAAUAGUUUGUAAUUUUUGUUAGAAUGUUUGCGUAUCGAAAAUUCUUCAUUUAACUUUUAACUCACAAAAUAACCACACUCAAAAUAAUUUAGUUUUCCACAAAUUAUUUUGCAUUUCAAAAGAGACCCGAUUACAGCCACUAAUAGCAUUUACUCAUUCAAAUCAUACAAACAUAAAAUAUUGCGCAAGAUUUUUGACCAUUUGUAGUUACAUCCAUUCAUACCUCUAAACGUAUCCAAAAAAGUUCGUUUUCAGUCCAACCGAAUUAAGUAUUAUGGAAUAAGAAUGAAUCAUACUUUUUAAAUGAAAUUCUGAAGCAGUAUAAAUAUAAUAAUAUUAUUGCAUCAAAUAUAAUACAACAUUUUUACAAAGCUGUAUUGCAAGUUCACAAUUUGACUACCAUUUUAUGAAGUAUUUUAAAUGAAAUGUCAAUACUAUUAAGAAUUUUUACAAACAAAAAAAAACAACAUAACAUACUUAUGUGUUUAGCAAAUGCUCACGAAAGUUUACGAGUUUUGCAUACUUAAAAGCCAAAUUAUUGUAAUAUAAAUUUACUAAAUCUAAAUAAAUAUUAUUUUAUCUAAUAAA